Molecule: messenger RNA, 1172 nt
Organism: Chelonia mydas (Green sea turtle)
Lineage: Eukaryota; Metazoa; Chordata; Testudines; Cheloniidae
Product: butyrophilin subfamily 3 member A2-like
Exons: 6
Coding region: 285-1172 (295 amino acids)
Biological process (GO): regulation of cytokine production; T cell receptor signaling pathway
Cellular component (GO): external side of plasma membrane
Molecular function (GO): signaling receptor binding
Source: RefSeq, a predicted model, not a curated record
ACAGUGACUGGGGCAUGUUAACACCUUUGACUCUUUGGGCCCCUAUGGGUACGUCCACACAGCAAUAAAAGACUCGCAGCAACCCAGCUACGAUGACGUGGAAGGUUCCCUCAUUCUCCCGCAGCUCCACAGUGAGCUCCGCUCUGCCCGGCUACGUCGCUCUCUGCCUCACUCUCCAGGUUCACAGGCUGGUGUGAGCACAGUUCACAGUGACUGGACCUGACCAUCCAGUCACUGCCUCCCUAGGUGGGGUGGCCAUCCUGCCCUGCCACUUCUCCCCCAGGAUGAGUGCUGAGAACAUGGAGGUGGGAUGGUCCAGAUCCCAGGACUCUGCAGUGGUGCACCUGUACCGUGAUGGGCAGGAUCAGUACAGAGAGCAGAUACCGGAAUAUCAAGGAAGAACUGAGCUCUUUAGAGACGACAUCAUCGAUGGGAGAGUUUCCCUGAGAAUACGCGAUAUCCGACCCUCCGACUAUGGGCAGUACACGUGUUUUUUUCAGUCCAGUGUCUUUUAUGAUGAAGCUUUAUUGGAACUACAGGUGGCAGAUUUGGGCUCUGAUCCUGUCAUCUCUGUGGAGGGACAUCAGGAUGGAGGGAUCCGGAUGGUGUGCCGAUCAUCCGGAUGGAACUCACAACCUGAGGUUCAGUGGAGAAAUCUCCAGGGGAAGAUCUUACCAUCGGCCUCUGAAGACAUAUCCCAAGAGGCCAGUGGCCUGUUUCAAACAGAGAUUGCCAUUAUUCUAACAGAAGAGUCCAACCAGAAAGUGUCCUGCUGUGUCAGGAAUCCCCGACUCGACCAGGAGAGAGAGACAGCGAUUUCCAUAGCAGAGCCGUUUUUCCCGACGGUCAACCCCUGGAUGGUGGCUCUGGGGGUGAUCCUGGCUCUCCCGGCUGUUCUCAUGGCCCUGGCCAGUUACUGCUUCUGGAGGCAAGGCAGAGCGAAAGAAAACGAGGUCUGGGAAUGCUUCUCGGUGAGGGACGCAGAAGGAAAACUCAGUGUACAUUACAGGAGCUGCCCAGUUCCAAUAAAAGGAAGCAGGCAUUCACACAAGCCCCUGCUUCUUGAACUGCUCGCCAGCCUGGAUCCGUGGCCACAGGCGGACACACAAGAUCUACGAGGCUUCGGCUUCCCAGCUUCCUAUGCUGUCUCCAGUAACUCUCCGCCUGCGUGA